GGACAGAUAGAACUCAUCUGACUCACAGCAACAACCGCAGGACAUCUCUGGGAAAGUGCUUUUACUGGUGGAUCUUCUGCCGCUUGGAAUUGGUCCUCUCCUCCCAGGAACCGCAGACAAAGACAAAGAAGGUGGGGCCAGGUUGGACUUAAGGGUGAUGAAUUCAGUGAAAACAAACUGCUCUUGAUCCAACAGCCACAACAACAGCGACGACAACGAAACACAUGCAGAUGGUAUCAUUCCCCUGCACGCCCAUGAGGCUUCUGAAUACGGCGCUACUUUUGCUGGUACUUACAGUGGCGGCACAGGAUGAAUCCCGGAUCAUUGGGGGUCAAGAGUGCCCAAAACAUGGUCAACCUUACCAGGUCAUCCUCUCCAACAGCAGAAAAAAUGGUCCCGACGUUCAAUGCGGAGGUGUUCUGAUAGACAAAGACUGGGUGCUGACAGCCGCCCACUGUGACAACCAAGGAACGAUCCACACACGGAUGGGAGAUCACAGCCUCCGGGCCAAUGAGGGUUCCGAGCAGUGCAUCAAAUCUGCGCAAAAAUUCAUCCAUCCAGCCUACAACCCCUCCACACAUGACAGUGACAUCAUGCUAAUCCGGCUGGACAACUCUGCCAACAUCAAUGAAUAUGUCCGGCCAAUUGAACUGGCUACACAAUGCACAAAGCCCAACACUCGCUGCGAGGUCUCGGGAUGGGGAACCAUCAAGACCCCCCAAUCCGAGUUCCCGGACCUCCUGCAGUGUGCCACCGUCUACACAAUAUCAAAUGAAGAGUGCAAUAAGGCAUACCCGAAUGCCAUCACAGAAAACAUGCUGUGUGCUACUGUGAGCGGAGGUGGCGUGGAUUCCUGCCAGGGAGACUCUGGAGGGCCUCUGGUGUGCAAUAAUAAACUCCAAGGCAUUGUCUCUUGGGGGAUGCAAGUCUGUGCCCAAGCUGGGAAACCCGGGGUCUAUACAAAUAUCUGCCAAUUCACCGAUUGGAUUCAGAAUACCAUGCGUGGAAACACAGGCUACAGGGCUGCAGACACCUGCUAAUGUGAGUGUCAAUGCACAGCAGCCUUAAUGUCUGAAUAAAUUAUGCAAAGCUGA
Messenger RNA from Anolis carolinensis (green anole), 1094 nucleotides. RefSeq names its product trypsin-3. Gene Ontology annotation, biological process: proteolysis. The transcript is spliced from 6 exons. The coding region runs from base 225 to 1040 and encodes 271 amino acids. Gene Ontology annotation, molecular function: serine-type endopeptidase activity. NCBI's taxonomy places the organism in Eukaryota, Metazoa, Chordata, Lepidosauria, Squamata, Anolidae. The record is from RefSeq and is a predicted model, not a curated record.